GACUUCUCCACCAGACGGCUCCACAUCGCAUUUCGCCAUGCACGACGUCUACACCCUUUGUCGCGCUAUCACUUCCCCUUCGCAUAUCUGCUAUCGUCAGCCUUUUUAUUCGUAUUGCGACACCAACGGAUGAAGCUAGCACUUGUUGAGAAGGAUAGGAGAUAGACUGGCACUUGUGAUGUCAGAUUCUGUGGAUCGCGUCUUUAGUCAUGCCCUCAACACUGUCAAUAAGAUCCGCACCGGAUCGCAGAAACCUCCCUCGGCGAUACGACUAAAGCUCUAUGGCUUAUACAAACAAGCAAUGGAAGGGGAUGUUGACGGCAUCAUGGAACGAUCCGAAGGCAGCGGCGAAGAAGCGCAUCGAGCGCAAGAGAAAUGGGACGCGUGGAAACAACAAAACGGGCUCUCGCGCACAGAAGCCAAGCGUCGCUACAUCACCACUGUCAUAGACACCAUGCACAAGUAUGCGUCCCCGAGUCCGGACUCCCGCGAGCUCGUCGCUGAACUGGAAUUCGUCUGGGACCAGGUCAAGUCGAAUGUGCCAUCCUCGUCAUCCUCGUCGCCGCUGCAAACACUAGGGAGUAUGGGACUGCAUAUGCCGCCGAACUACCCGCAACUAGGGACGUCUGGCGCGUCGCGGAUGUUCAGAGAUAAACAGGACACAGAAGACGCGCCGUUGCAGAUCCGUAGUCCGAUGUCGCAAUCGGAAGAAGACGAGCUGGAAGAAGAGCAAGGCGAAGAAUUCGUUGACGCCCAGGACUCGCAAUACAACCCCAACACCGAAGGCGAAGGCGAAGCCGAGGACGCCGGCGUGCAAACCGACCUCGGUGCCCAAGACCCUUCGUCCUCGAAAGUGCUCAUCAAACCUCCAUCCCUACCCCCCGAAACCCCUCUUGACCAGAAAUGGCGCAAAAGAGUGGAACAAGCGCUGGUCAGGAUGACAGCUGAAGUCGCCGCGCUACGGGAGCAGUUGGAAUCGCAGCGCCUGUUUAGCCAUGGCCGCCGGUAUAGAUUCUUUCGGUGGCUGUUACGGUUCAUGUGGGGCGCUUUGAAACAUGUUGCCGUUGAUAUUGUUAUACUGGGUUUAAUACUCCUCUGGAUGCGGCGGAAGAAGGAUAGAAGACUUGAAGGUGCUAUGAGAGUGCUGUUGGGAGAUGCGGUGGCCCAGGUGCAGAAGGUUGGGGGGAAGCAGAUUGGGAAGAUGCAUUUGCCGGGGUUGGGGGGAAAGAAGGUGAAUCCGAGCUAGGCCAUGAAAAUGGGGCGAGGAAGGCUUCUAGGUUUUGUUGGAUCUAUAGUGGGCAUAGGUUGCGAUGUGGUAUGAUAUCAAUGGACACUAGGAAGUAUGAUUCAUGUUGUACGAUUUAGAUUAUCAAGCGAUACGCUGUUGGUGGAUAUAGAGCUUGAGUCGCAU
Lindgomyces ingoldianus is the source of this 1411-nucleotide messenger RNA. RefSeq lists its product as uncharacterized. Bases 179 to 1246 code for a protein of 355 amino acids. NCBI's taxonomy places the organism in Eukaryota, Fungi, Ascomycota, Dothideomycetes, Pleosporales, Lindgomycetaceae. Gene Ontology annotation, molecular function: fatty-acyl-CoA binding. The transcript is spliced from 4 exons. The record is from RefSeq and is a predicted model, not a curated record. Gene Ontology annotation, biological process: fatty acid metabolic process.